Jaculus jaculus (lesser Egyptian jerboa) is the source of this 1623-nucleotide messenger RNA. Its product is annotated as keratin, type II cytoskeletal 73. NCBI's taxonomy places the organism in Eukaryota, Metazoa, Chordata, Mammalia, Rodentia, Dipodidae. Gene Ontology annotation, molecular function: structural constituent of skin epidermis. Gene Ontology annotation, cellular component: keratin filament. The transcript has 9 exons. The record is from RefSeq and is a predicted model, not a curated record. Gene Ontology annotation, biological process: intermediate filament organization; keratinization. Bases 1 to 1623 code for a protein of 540 amino acids.
AUGAGCCGCCAAUUCACCUGCAAACCGGGAGCUGCCUCCAACAGGGGCUUCAGCGGCUGCUCGGCGGUGCUGUCCGGGGGCAGCUCGUCUUCCUACCGGGCAGGGGUCAAGGGGCUCGGUGGAGGAUUCAGCAGUCGCAGCCUCUACAGCCUGAGGGGCGCCAGGAAUGUCUCCUUCAAUGUAGCUGGUGGCAGUGGGCAUGCAGGAGGUUUUGGGUUUGGCCGGAGCCGGACCAGUGGCUUUGCUGGCAGCAUGUUUGGCAGUGUGGCCCUGGGGACCUCGAGCCCUGCUGUGUGUCUCCCUGGGGGCAUCCACCAGGUCACCAUCAACAAGAGCCUGCUGGCCCCACUCAACGUCGAGCUGGACCCCGAGAUCCAGAAGGUGCGCGCCCAGGAGCGCGAGCAGAUCAAGGCGCUGAACAACAAGUUCGCCUCCUUCAUCGACAAGGUGCGCUUCCUGGAGCAGCAGAACCAGGUGCUGGAGACCAAGUGGGAGCUGCUGCAGCAGCUGGACCUGAACAACUGCAGGAAGAACCUGGAGCCCAUUUAUGAGAGCCACAUCAGCAGCCUGCGGAAGCAGCUGGAGGCGCUGUCCGGGGACCGGGUGAGGCUGGACUCGGAGCUGAGGACCAUGCGGGACGCGGUGGAGGACUGCAAGAAGAGGUACGAAGAGGAAAUAAACAAGCGUACAACUGCCGAGAAUGAGUUUGUGGUGCUUAAGAAGGAUGUGGAUGCCGCGUACAUGAGCAAGGUGGAGCUUCAGGCCAAGGUGGACGCCUUGGAUGGGGAGAUCAAGUUCCUCAAGUGCCUGUACGAAGGGGAGAUUGCUCAGAUGCAGUCCCACAUCAGUGACACAUCAGUCAUCUUGUCCAUGGACAACAACCGUAACCUGGACCUGGAUGGUAUCAUCUCUGAGGUCCGUGCCCAGUAUGAGGACAUCGCCCUGAAGAGCAAGGCUGAGGCUGAGACGCUGUACCAGACCAAGUUCCAGGAGCUGCAGCUGGCAGCCGGCCGGCAUGGAGAUGACCUGAAACACACCAGGAAUGAGAUCUCCGAGCUGACCCGGCUCAUCCAGAGGUUACGCUCCGAGAUCGAGAGCGUAAAAAAGCAGUGCUCCAACCUGGAGACAGCCAUCGCCGAUGCGGAGCAGCGAGGUGAAUGUGCCCUCAAGGAUGCUCGAGCCAAGUUGGAUGAGCUGGAGGGUGCCCUGCAGCAGGCCAAGGAGGAGCUGGCCCGGAUGCUGCGGGAACACCAGGAGCUGAUGAGCGUGAAGCUGGCCCUGGACAUCGAGAUCGCCACCUACCGCAAGCUGCUGGAGGGCGAGGAGUGCCGGAUGUCUGGAGAAUACACCAACUCCGUGAGCAUUUCGGUCAUCAGCAGCUCCACGGCUGGGACAGCGGGAACAGGGACCGGCUUUGGGUUCAGUGGCACUGGCACCUAUGGCUACCGGCCCAGCUCUGUUGGUGGGGGCUAUGGCAUGCUGCCAGGGGGCUGUGUCACUGGCAGUGGGAACUGUAGCCCCCGUGGGGAGACCAAGACCAAGCUGGGCAGCGCAAGCGAAUUCAAGGAUGCGCCAGGGAAGAGCUUGGCUCUGAGCUCACCAAGCAAGAAAGCCAUGAGAUAA